GGGCGGGGCCGGGGCUGCGGCCGCACCUGGCGGCUCCGGGGCCCGGGGGAACGGCCCCACCACGUCGGAGCGAGCGGCGGCGGCGGCGCCAUGGCCGAGUUCCCGUCCAAAGUGAGCACGCGAACCAGCAGCCCGGCGCAGGGCGUCGGCGCCUCGGUGUGGGCGCUGCGCCCCGACCUGGCCUUCCUGCGCUCCAGCCUCGGGGUGCUCAUGCUGCUGCAGCUGGUGCUGGGGCUGCUGGUGUGGGCCCUGAUCGCCGACACGCCGUACCACUUGUACCCCGCCUAUGGCUGGGUGAUGUUCGUUGCGGUCUUCCUCUGGCUGGUGACAGUCGUCGUCUUCAUGCUCUACCUGUUCCAGAUGCACAUGAAGUGGUACACGGUUCCCUGGCCGCUGGUGCUGAUGGUGUUCAAUGUGACCGCCACGGUUCUCUACGUCACGGCCUUCAUCGCCUGCUCUGCCGCCGUGGAGCUGACGGCCCUGAAGGGUUCCCGGCCCUACAACCAGCGCGCGGCUGCCUCUUUCUUCUCGUGCCUGGUGAUGAUUGCGUACGGCGUGAGUUCUUUCUUCAGCUUCCAGGCCUGGCGGGGAGUGGGCAGCAACGCGGCCACCAGUCAGAUGGCCGGGGGCUACGCCUAAGCCCCCGAACCACGCGGCCCACCUGGGUGAAGGCUGCA
Molecule: messenger RNA, 677 nt
Organism: Sorex fumeus (smoky shrew)
Lineage: Eukaryota; Metazoa; Chordata; Mammalia; Eulipotyphla; Soricidae
Gene: PLLP
Product: plasmolipin
Exons: 4
Coding region: 91-639 (182 amino acids)
Biological process (GO): myelination
Cellular component (GO): membrane
Molecular function (GO): structural constituent of myelin sheath
Source: RefSeq, a predicted model, not a curated record